Molecule: messenger RNA, 1113 nt
Organism: Lycium barbarum (goji berry)
Lineage: Eukaryota; Viridiplantae; Streptophyta; Magnoliopsida; Solanales; Solanaceae
Exons: 4
Coding region: 1-1113 (370 amino acids)
Source: RefSeq, a predicted model, not a curated record
AUGGAAAAUUCCUCAAGCGAUGACAAAGAUGAGGAAAGAAACUCAUAUAGAUCCUUGAUGGCCUUGGAAGAGUCAAAACAAGAUGAUACACUGGCUUUCAUGGAAAACUAUGACUCGGAAUUAGAAGAUGAGGACCCAAUGAAGAGUUCUCAAGAUUCAGGUUUGGGAAAAGGUUCUUCAACCCCUCAACCCGCACCAACGGAUGAACCCUCCACGCAGGGUUCAAAUUGUGAUAUUUCAGAAUCAGCACAGCUUAUCGCUGAGGCCGAAAAGAAGAAAAGGAAACCCAGUUUGGACCCUUCUAUUGCUUCUACCGGGGCUGAGACAACUCUAGUGGAGGUACCAGAGGAGAGUGUCGCAGUUAAUCUGCUUGGCUCUUCCAUAGGUGGGGGACCUGAGACCCCUUUACCCCUGGUAAUAGAAUUUCUCCAAGCUCCGCUUCUUUUAAGGGACGUCGAGAUGAUCGAGGUUAUGGACGACACUUCCCCUGAGGCGGAGCCUAUGGAAAAAAGGGCCAGACAGGCUGAAACAACUCCUCCUCCUGCUCAAUCCUCAGAGCAGGAGAGUUUUGAUCAUAUGUUUUCCGAGGAUGGGUCCGCCGAUAAUCCUCCUGCAACAGCGGAAGCCUCUGGGCAACUCGAGUUCGAAAGGGCCAUAGAGAAGGAAGCCUUGAAGGUUUCCCAAGAGAAAGCCAAGAGUCGGGCCCGAGAAAAUAAGAAACUCAAGAGCGAGCUCGAGGCUGCUAUCCGAGACAAUGAUAGGCUUCAGGACGAGCUGGCAGCUUCUAACCACAUUCACAAUACUCUGAGAGAAAUGAGGUCCGAGCUGGAGGUCAAACUAAAAAAAUCUCAGGAUGAUCUGAAGGAAUCCCAUGAUAAAGUUGAGGCUACCGAAGCUUGGUCCAUCCUUCGAGUAGAAUAUGAGAAGUGGAAAUCUGAAAGUUCUACGCUUGACGCGGCUCAACGAGGUAUUGUGAAUAUUUCUGCUCAUAUUGCCGAGGCAAAGGAACUCAAGGAUAGAGCUAAGAAAAUACUCGAUGAUAGUUCCGAGGAAGCCCCUGAAGAGUCUGGCUCUAGUGACUCGGUUCUUCUUCGACGGAUUAAACAGGCUUAG